AUGAGAGCAGUUGAUAUUCACGGGGGCAGGGGGGAGAGUAAGGACUUGUUCAUCAAUUCUGAGAGCCCGAAGCCGACAGCAAAGGUCGGGCAGGCUGUGGUCAAAGUCGCAGCAUUUGGUAUCAACCGCAUGGACAUUUCGCAGCGACGAGGCGGGUAUCCCGUGCCUCCGCAGGCUCCUGCCACUCUCGGCGUCGAAUUCAGCGGCGUUAUUGAGUCUCUAGGGGGCGGCAACGUUCACGGACUGAAGGAGGGGGAUGAGGUUUUUGGGCUUGCGUACGGAGGCGCCUACGCCGAAUAUGUUGCUGUCAACACCGGCAUGCUACUUCGCAAACCGCAGGCACUGUCGUUUGCGCAGUGCGCCGCUAUCCCAGAGGCCUGGAUCACCGCAAUUCAGGCAUUGCACAUUGUGCUGGGCUUCGAAAAGGGCAAGACAAUUCUGUGGCACGCGGGCGCCUCUGGUGUAUCGAUUGCGGGUAUCCAGUUGUCUAGGGCGGCUGGUGCAUCAGCCAUCUUUGCAACAGCGGGCACAGAGGCCAAGUGCACCCUCGUCACAUCAGAGCAGGUUGGCGCCACCAUGGCCAUCAACUACAAGACCCAAGACUUUGUUGACGCAAUCAUGCGGGCAACCGGAGGCAAGGGCGUCGACUACAUUGUCGAUUACGUUGGAGGACCGUACUUCCAGCGCAACAUGGCCGUUGCAGCCCGUGACGCUCGCAUUGUCAUGUUAGGUAGGAUGGGAGGGAUGAAGGUCGAAGAGGCUGACAUUUCGCCCAUUCUAAUGAAGAGGAUUCGUAUUGAAGGAAGCACGCUACGUUCCAGGGACGAGGCGUAUCAGGAGAAGCUCCGGCGCCGUUUGGAGGAAUUCAUGCCCGGAUUCGAGUCUGGUGCUCUCUCGGUCAUUCUUCAUCACACUGCAUCAUGGACGACUAUUCAGCAGAUACACGACCAAAUUGAACGGAGCGAGAAUGCUGGCAAGAUUGUGUGUAUCGUAGAUUAA
Molecule: messenger RNA, 999 nt
Organism: Bipolaris maydis ATCC 48331
Lineage: Eukaryota; Fungi; Ascomycota; Dothideomycetes; Pleosporales; Pleosporaceae
Molecular function (GO): NADPH binding; oxidoreductase activity, acting on NAD(P)H
Source: RefSeq, a predicted model, not a curated record